Molecule: messenger RNA, 1883 nt
Organism: Oncorhynchus gorbuscha (pink salmon)
Lineage: Eukaryota; Metazoa; Chordata; Actinopteri; Salmoniformes; Salmonidae
Product: ubiquitin-conjugating enzyme E2 D4-like
Exons: 7
Coding region: 182-625 (147 amino acids)
Biological process (GO): ubiquitin-dependent protein catabolic process; protein polyubiquitination
Cellular component (GO): nucleus
Molecular function (GO): ubiquitin conjugating enzyme activity
Source: RefSeq, a predicted model, not a curated record
UUUAAAGCCGACCGUAAACAGAAAGCGGAAACAAUAGAGAACCACAUACACACACCCUUGUCUUGGCGAUCUACUCAGGGAAAUAAAAUACCUUUACCUUUUAAGCAAUACUAUUAAAUAGACAUCUAAAGAAAAUACGAAGUCGACGAGUCCUUGGGGGCAUUUGACUAAGUCGGUCACCAUGGCACUGAAAAGAAUACAGAAGGAGCUUCAUGACCUGCAGAGGGAUCCGCCAGCACAGUGCUCUGCUGGACCCGUGGGAGAAGACUUGUUCCAUUGGCAAGCAACAAUAAUGGGGCCAGGUGAUAGUCCAUACCAAAGUGGUGUCUUCUUUCUCACAAUCCACUUCCCCACCGACUAUCCCUUCAAGCCACCAAAGGUAGCAUUCACAACAAAGAUCUAUCAUCCAAACAUCAACAGUAACGGGAGCAUCUGCUUGGACAUCUUGCGAUCCCAGUGGUCUCCAGCAUUAACUGUAUCAAAAGUGCUGUUGUCCAUAUGUUCGUUGCUUUGUGACCCAAACCCGGACGACCCCUUAGUUCCAGACAUAGCACAGAUCUACAAACUAGACAAAGAGAAAUACAACAGACUAGCAAGAGAUUGGACUCAGAAGUAUGCAAUGUAAAGGCCCUCCUGAAGAUUUUUUUUUUAAAGUCACAAAACACUGUACAUUCUGGUAAUAGAAAGUAAACUUAGGUGAUAUGGAACACAUUGUACUGUCAACAUUUAUCAUGUGAACCCAUGAACUAUGGAUGAUUUUGUGUUUACAGGGGGUAUACACUGCACAUAUGUACAUUAAGGGUGAUAGAUAUGGGGGACAACAACUGGACAUUGUUGUUAUCCCUACUUCCUGGUUUUGGGAACUUUUGUUUCUCGUCUCAUGAAUGGAAGAGGAAGUCAUUAGAAUACUGUAGCCCACGGUUACAUUCAGAAUACUGUAGCCUGCUGUUCCAGUCAUCAGAAUACUGUAGCCUGCUGUUCCAGUCAUCAGAAUACUGUAGCCUGCUGUUAGUCAUCAGAAUACUGUAGCCUGCUGUUAGUCAUCAGAAUACUGUAGCCUGCUGUUAGUCAUCAGAAUACUGUAGCCUGCUGUUAGUCAUCAGAAUACUGUAGCCUGCUGUUAGUCAUCAGAAUACUGUAGCCUGCUGUUCCAGUCAUCAGAAUACUGUAGCCUGCUGUUAGUCAUCAGAAUACUGUAGCCUGCUGUUAGUCAUCAGAAUACUGUAGCCUGCUGUUCCAGUCAUCAGAAUACUGUAGCCUGCUGUUAGUCAUCAGAAUACUGUGGCCUGCUGUUAGUCAUCAGAAUACUGUGGCCUGCUGUUCCAGUCAUCAGAAUACUGUGACCUGCUGUUAGUCAUCAGAAUACUGUAGCCUGCUGUUAGUCAUCAGAAUACUGUAGCCUGCUGUUCCAGUCAUCAGAAUACUGUAGCCUGCUGUUAGUCAUCAGAAUACUGUAGCCUGCUGUUAGUCAUCAGAAUACUGUAGCCUGCUGUUAGUCAUUAGAAUACUGUAGCCUGCUGUUAGUCAUUAGAAUAAUGUAGCCUGCUGUUAGUCAUUAGAAUACUGUGGCCUGCUGUUCCAGUCAUCAGAAUACUGUGGCCUACUGUUAGUCAUCAGAAUACUGUGGCCUACUGCUACAGUACAACAUACUCAUGGCUCUGCUGACUGUCACCCAUAAAGAGGGAAAUUGAGGAAUCAAACCAACAGUUUUGUUUUAUUGUAUCAAACUAUUCUGGACCUACUUUAGUUGUUUUAGCAUUAAGUCAGAACUUGUAUCAUUAAAACAUUGAAAUACAUUCUCUGCCAUUAACAGUGAUUUAGGGGCUUCAGUUAUGGCUUAUGCUGUUUAGCACUUUUGUAUAAUUAAAUAAUGGUACACUUUA